Messenger RNA from Sclerotinia sclerotiorum 1980 UF-70, 1071 nucleotides. RefSeq lists its product as hypothetical. The coding region runs from base 1 to 1071 and encodes 356 amino acids. Gene Ontology annotation, molecular function: SNAP receptor activity. The transcript has 5 exons. The record is from RefSeq and is a predicted model, not a curated record. NCBI's taxonomy places the organism in Eukaryota, Fungi, Ascomycota, Leotiomycetes, Helotiales, Sclerotiniaceae. Gene Ontology annotation, cellular component: endoplasmic reticulum; SNARE complex. Gene Ontology annotation, biological process: retrograde vesicle-mediated transport, Golgi to endoplasmic reticulum.
AUGGCAAGACUUAAUACAGUGCCCAUCCCGUCAAGGGAUCCUACAGCUACGAAUUUAGAGCGCAUAUUGGUGCGAUUGCAGAAAAUUAUCUUGAGUCCAGAUACUUCGGCCGGAUCUCAAAGCUAUGCUGAGUGGGUGAAGACGGGCGCGAAUUUGGAAUAUGCGCGGGAUUUAUUGGUUCACGUAGAGCAAGAUGCGCAGAAUAUUAAAGUACUAGCGAGGAAACAAGAGAUACAGGCCGAUUUAGUGCGCAAAAGGCAUAUGAUACAAAGACUUGGUGAAAGAUUGGAAGAGUUGAGUGAGCUUGCAAGUUAUGAAGAAGAAGGCGAGGAUUCAUCCGAGGGAGAAGAUCUACUGGCCCAUGACCAAGAUACGCCGUCGGAAACUACAGACGAAACUACAAACAAUCACGAAGAACGCUCGACACAUUCUCCGAUCGAUUACACACCUUCUACCACACAAGUGGGACAUGCGCCUCCCCCGCUACAAACGCAAUCCUCUCAACAACCCGAACUUUCGACUCUUCGCUCUCGCAACCCCCGCGCCGAGCUCUUCGAAACGGCCUCCAAUAAAGCCUACACAACAUCCGCCUCCACAUCCCAAGUUGCUCCCACAGCCGCAACGGAAACACUCCUCACGCACCACCGCACCGAACAAGAAGAUCUCACCAACUCUCUCCUCUCGAUGGCCCAAGAACUGCGCGCUCGCUCUCACACCUUCGCCAGUACCCUCGCUACCGAUGCCUCUGUUCUCGAUUCUGCCGUUGCAGGUAUUAAUAAAAAUGAGAUUGGUCUAGAAGCAGCGUCGAGGAGAAUGGGGUAUUUGAGGAGUAUGACGGAGGGGAAGGGUUGGUGGGGUCGCAUGAUGAUGUAUGCAUGGAUUGCGGGCUUGGCGAUUUUGGCGGAGGGGAAGGGGAAGAGAGGAGAUUUAAAAGGAAUGGGUUGGCUUUAUUUUGGCGAAAUGGUACAUAUUUGGGCGUUUGGCGAAGCUAAAUUUAUGAUGGUGUUGUGUUAUGGAGGCGGAGAGGAGAAGCAAAGCAAUGUAGUCUUACAUGUUAAUCUAUUGAUGUAG